GCUUUGCUUAUUUUACUUAGCGGUGUUGGUUAGGCUGACAUGGUGCACUCUGCUGGCUCUUGAUGGGAGAUAUCUGCUUGUGUGUGUUUAUCUUCUGUACGCUUUCUUUUUCCAGCAACUGCCAUGGUACCAGGCACUGUUCUGAGUGCUAGGGAUACAGUGGUGAGGAAAACAGACAACAAUCCCUGCCUCUCAAGAGCUCACAUUGUAUCAUCAACAGUCAAGGAUUUGGCUACUCAGUCAGCUGGUGUUAACACUAAGGCAGGAAGGGGGGAUGGGAGUGGAGUGCAGUUGUAAGAAGGGUUUUGUGGGGAGGCCUUACUGAGAAGGUGCCAUUUGAAGAAAGACUUGGAAAAAGUAGGGAAGCAAGCAUAGGGUAUUUUGGAAAAGCAUCCUGGACCUGGAGGAAAGCAGGUGAAAGAUUCUGAACAGAGGUUCUGGCCAUGUUCACGACACAGCAGGGAAGCUGCAGCGCUGGGUCUGGUGCUCUAGUUGCUUCUGAACAGACUUGCCUCAGUUCCCGAGGACUCGGAGAUAAUCUUGACUUGUUUUCUCAGCGCCCAGUGGAUCCGAAACUUGUCCCAUUCUUGGUGUAUGUACAGUGAGCUGGGGCAGGAGUCAGCAAACCCUUUGAAGAGCCAGAGAACAAAUAUAUUGUGCUUUGACGGUCAUACCAGAAGUGUAGUGCAGAAGCAGCCCUAGCCAGUACGUGAACAGUCAUGCUCGGUGUGAUUGUUCGUGCCCACUGGAAUUUGAAUUCUGUAUAAUCUCAUGUCACAACAUACUGUACUUUUGAGUUUUUUCAAUUGCUUAAAAAUGUAAAAAUUAUUUUUAGCAUUGAGAACUGUGUACAAAGGUGGUGGGUCCUGAUUCCUAGUUUUCAGACCCACAUUAGGUCCUGUGGAGAAUGGAUCUGGUGAGGCUGUGUAAGGACUUGGAUCACUGAGUGAGUUAAGCCUUCGGAGGGUUUUGAGCAGAGGUGGGAAGUUCAGGUGUUGUGGCCAUUCAGCUGUCGUGUUGAGAUUGGACUGAAGAAGAGCGAAAGCCACGAGAGGGAGACCCACCGUUGAAAGAGAGCGUGUGUGUUGGACCAGAGCUUUGCUGGUGGAGGGGGUGAGACGUGGAGUUCUGAGGGGAUUUGAGGUCACAGUUUGCCAUUUCACUUGGCAGCCUGUAUGCAGAACAGUAACAGCAGUGCAUUUCCGAAAGGUGAAAGUUUUAUUCCUUCAAACAUUUAGUUAGUUAAGUUGCUCAGUCAUGUCUGACUCUUUGCGACCCCGUGGACUGUAGCCCACCAGGCUCCUCCAUCCAUGGGAUUCUUCAGGCAAGAAUACUGGAGUGGGUUGCCAUUUCCUUCUCCAGGGAGUCUUCCUGACCCAGGGAUCGAACCCAGGUCUCCCGCAUUGCAGGCAGACACUUUAACCUCUGAGCCAGACUGAAGUGCAGAAAAGUGUCAAAUGUUUACCAUCGGUAAGGGUGAUAGCAGAAAAGAAUGGAACUCCUUAUUUUGGCAAGACUAUGAAGUAUUCGGUACUUUUGCGAGGCAGAUGGACUGUGUUGUCCCAGCCAGCACCGUGGGAAAUGAGAACACAGUGAUGUCAGGUAACAUCUGUCGAUCACCCAUCGCAGAAGCGGUUUUCAGGAAACUUGUAACUGAUCAAAACAUUUCAGAUAAUUGGGUCAUUGACAGUGGCGCUGUUUCUGACUGGAACGUGGGCCGGUCACCAGAUCCAAGAGCUGUGAGCUGCCUAAGAAAUCAUGGCAUUAACACAGCCCAUAAAGCAAGACAGGUUACCAAAGAAGACUUUGCCACUUUUGAUUAUAUACUAUGUAUGGAUGAGAGCAAUCUGAGAGAUUUGAAUAGAAAAAGUAAUCAAGUUAAAAACUGCAGAGCGAAAAUCGAACUACUCGGGAGCUAUGAUCCACAAAAACAACUUAUCAUUGAAGAUCCCUAUUAUGGCAACGACGCGGACUUUGAGACCGUCUACCAGCAGUGCGUGCGGUGCUGCAGGGCCUUCCUGGAGAAGGUCCGCUGACCAGGCCGUCCCGCUGUGGCCCAGGCUCGUCCCCCCAGGCCAUGUGUCAACUGUCAACAGUGUCCCUUCUGAGCCAAGGCUGCAGCCCUCCCUUCAGCUUACUCGCUGUUUCUCACCUGACAAAAUAACUGUAGAUGGAAAUCAGUCUUUAUGUUUAGCAAGAGUAAAUAAAAAAUCUUUGAUUCAGAUAGUUUAUGGGGUAAGAGUUCCUUAGACUUUGCCCCAGUUACAAACCUCCCACUUUGCCCCAGUUACAAAAACAGUGGAACAGUGGAAAUAGUGGAGCAGCACAGUGGAACAUGAUGAAGUGAAUAAGACGUCCCUCCAGGAACCCACACUACCUCUCCCUCCGGAUGGGCCCCUGCCUGCACUACCUCUCGAUGCCAGGGCCUGGCCUCCAGCGACGCUGGUCGAGUGUCACGCGCUCACAGUGCCCACGCGUGUAUUUUCAGGACAGGAAGGAGAGAGAUUUGUGGGAUUCACCUUUAGCACCUUCACUCCUUCUUAGUUUGUGUCUGUGUAGCUUAUUUCAUAAGGAAGUCAGCUUAUUUGUUCCCAUUUGAACCCCUUUGCCUCUGGAAAUGUAAUUAUAUCCAGGAGAAGUGUGUGCUGGUUUAUCUUAUGGUCAGUUUGGGGACUGUGUCUGCUUCUACAUGCAUAUAAUUGCCUGAAUGCCAAUUAUAGAUCACCUUGUGUGGGAAAAAGUAUUAAGUUGGAAAAAGUCCUUUUAUGUUGGAAUACUUAAAUAUUGAUAUAUUAAGUAUUAUUUUGUCAGUGCCUGGUUGUAGGGAAAUAUACAUAAUUUGUGCACACUUUGAAAUAACUGAUCUAAAAUUCAUAUGAAUGUAUGUCAGACAAAAUUGUUCUCAAAUAAACUGGGGAAAUUAGAAAAAUACAA
Messenger RNA from Dama dama (fallow deer), 2934 nucleotides. It is a transcript of the gene ACP1, whose product is annotated as acid phosphatase 1. The record is from RefSeq and is a predicted model, not a curated record. Gene Ontology annotation, molecular function: non-membrane spanning protein tyrosine phosphatase activity; acid phosphatase activity. Lineage: Eukaryota; Metazoa; Chordata; Mammalia; Artiodactyla; Cervidae. The transcript is spliced from 6 exons. Gene Ontology annotation, biological process: protein dephosphorylation. The coding region runs from base 1458 to 2036 and encodes 192 amino acids. Gene Ontology annotation, cellular component: cytoplasm.